Messenger RNA from Ascochyta rabiei, 798 nucleotides. RefSeq names its product Isopentenyl-diphosphate Delta-isomerase. Gene Ontology annotation, cellular component: cytoplasm. Gene Ontology annotation, biological process: isoprenoid biosynthetic process; isopentenyl diphosphate biosynthetic process. Gene Ontology annotation, molecular function: isopentenyl-diphosphate delta-isomerase activity. Bases 1 to 798 code for a protein of 265 amino acids. The transcript has 3 exons. NCBI's taxonomy places the organism in Eukaryota, Fungi, Ascomycota, Dothideomycetes, Pleosporales, Didymellaceae. The record is from RefSeq and is a predicted model, not a curated record.
AUGAGCUCUGCCGUCGCCGCCACCGAGCAGCCCAAGAUCACAGCCGAGAACGUUGUGCGCCUGUUCCCUGAAGUCAACACAACUGUCAUUGGAGGAUCGCACGACUCAGCCCGCAACGACGACGCGCUCGCUGGCUACGAUGAAGAGCAGAUCAAGCUGAUGGAUGAGGUGUGCAUUGUGCUAGACGACGACGACAAGCCUAUUGGAAGCGCAAGUAAGAAAGUUUGCCACCUGAUGGAGAACAUAAACAAGGGCCUCCUCCACCGCGCUUUCUCUGUUUUCCUCUUCGACUCCCAGAACCGACUCCUCCUCCAGCAGCGAGCUACCGAGAAGAUCACCUUCCCAGACAUGUGGACAAACACCUGCUGCUCGCACCCAUUGGGCAUUCCUGGAGAGACAGGAUCCACCUUGGAGGAGUCGGUUCAGGGCGUCCGACGUGCAGCCGUUCGCAAGCUUGACCAGGAGCUUGGCAUCGAGUCUUCUCAAGUUCCCAUCGACGACUUCAAGUUCCUGACAAGAAUACACUACAAGGCACCCAGUGACGGCAUGUGGGGUGAGCACGAAGUGGACUACAUCCUCUUCAUCAAGGCCGACGUAGAUCUCAACAUUAACCCUAACGAAGUCCGUGACAGCUGCUUUGUUACGCAAGAGGAGUUGAAGGCCAUGUUCCAAGACAAGUCGCUCAAGUUCACACCGUGGUUCAAGUUGAUCUGCGAGACGAUGUUGUUCGAGUGGUGGAGCCACCUCAACUCCGGCCUUGAGAAGUACCUUGGAGAGACAGAGAUUCGCAGAAUGUAA